GUAUAAGCUAAGCUGUCAACUUAAACGGAGUGAUGCAGGCCCGACCACGAACUCCGUCCGGCGAGCCGGAAGCCCACAAGCUAUGGAUUCACUGCAACUGCUGCUGCGCGCUGUACGCCGAGAAAAAGUGUGAUUUUUUUCUGCUCGCCUGCCACCACGUAUGCUGCGAGCGGUGCGUCAAGGUCGUCGCGGGACGCACGCCCAGUGAUGCACCCAUCUUCGAGUGUCGCACCUGCAAGCGGAGUGUGCGCGGCCGCCAGGUGAACAACGCAAUGCCCAACAAUUUUAAGCAGUUCUUCCACCCGAAGCCCUUCACCUUGACCAACGACUUCAUUGAAAAGUUUCAGCGGGGCAAUAACCACCACUUCGACAGACACAAAAAUAAAAAGGAAGCGGAGAUGUACAAGCUGAAUAGAGAUAUCGAGCUGGCAAAAUCCGUAUGCCAGAAGCGCCUCCGAGAGGUGCAGAUGCUAAAUGUGGAACGCAAAAAGCUAGUGCAACGGGCGCGGCAAAUAAAAACGCAACUUGAAAUUAAGAAGGCGGAAAUUCAACGGAAUUCGCAAGCCAAGAUGAGCCGCUCCCUAGAGUCACAAAGUCAUUUGGAGGAUUCCGUCCGUGGCCGAAAUCGGCUGUCCCCAAAAAAUUCUGGCAGUCGGCGGAGCUCUAAUGACUUUAAUCGGAAACAUGUCACCAGCUUUAUUCACCAGCCAAACCACUCGUUUAACCUGUAGCCUAAUGUGUUCUUUAAAAAUAACGUAUCCUUUCUCACACAAUCGUACAUAUAUAAAUAAAUAUU
Molecule: messenger RNA, 796 nt
Organism: Drosophila ficusphila
Lineage: Eukaryota; Metazoa; Arthropoda; Insecta; Diptera; Drosophilidae
Gene: vilya
Product: RING finger protein vilya
Exons: 3
Coding region: 33-731 (232 amino acids)
Biological process (GO): reciprocal meiotic recombination; homologous chromosome pairing at meiosis; protein sumoylation
Cellular component (GO): synaptonemal complex
Molecular function (GO): SUMO transferase activity
Source: RefSeq, a predicted model, not a curated record